Messenger RNA from Astyanax mexicanus (Mexican tetra), 5186 nucleotides. It is a transcript of the gene lrit2, whose product is annotated as leucine-rich repeat, immunoglobulin-like and transmembrane domains 2. The coding region runs from base 44 to 1735 and encodes 563 amino acids. Gene Ontology annotation, molecular function: protein binding. The transcript is spliced from 3 exons. The record is from RefSeq and is a predicted model, not a curated record. Lineage: Eukaryota; Metazoa; Chordata; Actinopteri; Characiformes; Acestrorhamphidae.
AUGCCCUAUACAAAAGCAGAGUGGACGUGAUUUUUACGGGACAAUGGAUACCAUUUGUAAUGUUCUUGGUUUGGGAUUGUUGCUUCUCUCUGUAAAACAGAUCAACUCAAAUGAUGUACAGUGUUUGGCUGGAUGUAGCUGCACGACCAGUCGCCAAGGAAGGUCUCUCUUGUGCAUGGAAACACCUUUAUCGAGGAUACCUGAAGAUAUACCUGAGGAUUUCACUAAAAUCCGGAUUGAGAAAUCUCACCUGACUGAAAUUCCUAAGAGUGCAUUCUCUCGUUAUAAAUCACUGGAGAAUCUCUGGCUAAACUUUAACGAUAUCACUAUAAUUAAUAUAAAGAGUCUAGAGGGGUUAAAUAAUCUGACUGAGCUCAGGCUGGAGGGGAAUAAACUGAGCUCGGUUCCAUGGACAGCAUUUGAGGACGCACCCAGCCUGAAGAUCCUGGACCUGAAGCACAACCGCCUGGAUGUUCUGCCUGAACACGCACUGAAAUUUCUGCCAGGUCUGACCUACUUAGACUUAUCCUUCAAUCAGCUUACAGUCAUUUCUAAAGACGUGUUCCUGAAGUGGCCUCUGUACGACCGUGUUUUUAAGAGUGCAGAGCGGGAAACUGUGCCAACCAACGUGGUUCUGGCUCUUCACGAGAACCCCUGGCAGUGCGACUGCCGCCUCAGAGGGUUUGUGGAGUUUGUGAUGUCACUAAGCCCACCCAUCAUCCUGAUGAACUCCUACCUAAGCUGCAGUGGCCCCGAGUACAUGGCGGGAAAAUUCUUCCACGAGGUCGAGCUAAAGACUUGCAUCAAACCCGUAGCGACUAGUCCGACCACCAACAUUAGCAUGCCACUAGGGGCAAACGUCACCCUGACGUGCUUCGCAAUGGCCAGACCAGAACCAGCUGUCUGGUGGACAUAUGGUCUUAAGAUACUAAGAGGAUUUCAUGAACUUCAGACCCGUGUGAAUGAAGAGACAGUCAAGUCUGAGCUGAUUAUUCCAUCCCUGCACUUAGCUGAUCGUGGAGUGUACACCUGCACAGCCAACAACUUCAUCGGCAAUUCAUCUGUCAGCAUUCUGGUGGACGUUAAAUCUCUUGACCAGUCAAAUCCCCGUUCCCCAGCAUAUCCUGCUACAGCACCUGAGGAGAAUGUUUACAUUGAUAUCCGGAUUGCCAAGCAGACGGUAUACGGCAUCACUAUUGAGUGGUAUGCUGUGACAGAAAACCCAUCAGAGACCUGGUUCAGCAUCCACUUCGGCAGAUACGACACACCCAAAAAGGAGCUGAUCUAUAUUGGCCCUGGUAUCAACACCUACUCAGUUACAGACCUGCUGCCGGCCACUAAGUAUGACAUCUGUGUCACUCUAAAGAACCAAGCCCCCCGUAACGGUCAGUGCAUUGUGUUUGUGACGGGCAGCGACAUGAGCGAGAUGGAGCAGAGAGAGAAGCUCAUUCAUAUCGUGGUCAUUGUGUUAGCUAUGGUGCUGGCUGUGCCUGCAGGAAUGUAUGCCUGCACUACAGACACUAAGUUCCAUUGCUUCGAUCGUGGAUUGGAGACGUGGAGGAACUGGAGGCGGGCAGAGCAAACGCACAGGCCGGAUGAGGGGCAGGGGACCUUUGAUAGCCUCCAGGGUGCCAGCGAUGAAGGCCUCUGCAAAGAUUCCAACGAGGGACACAACACUCGCAGAAGAUCUGAAGAUAAAAUCCAGAAAAACAAACCCUCAACACAGCUGUACUGAUUUUACAUACACUCGUAGACCAUAAUUUACAAUUAUGAAUGUAGGGCAGGGACGGCUCAGUGGUUAAAGCACUGGGUUAUUGAUGACUGGGGUGUGGCUUCAAUGCCAGGGAUUGGGGUUUUAAAACAUAUGCCCAGCUACCACUGUUGACCUAUUAAUUAAGCCCCAUAACCCGCACUGCUCCCCGGGAGCUGUAGCAAGGCUGUACACCACUCCAGACACAUGUGUCCUCUAUAUACAUUAUAUACAUAUUUAUAUAUACUAUAUACUAUAUACAUAUUUCUUGUUCAUAUGAAGUAGUGCACUGACAACAAGGUGUCUCACUCAAACUUCUAAAAUGUGCAGAUGACUAAGAUCUACCUACACUUUUACACAACAAUUGCACUGACAUGCCAAAUGUCAUGGGACAUGGAAGAAAUAUCAUGUCUCAUGUCUUUGUCCAUUACCACCAACUGUGGUAUAACACCUCACAAAUGGUGGAGUUGAGGGUAAAGGUGUUGCCAAAGUUUCCAAAGGGACCCCCUAGAUUAUACUUCUUGAUCAAUUUAGAUCAGGGGUCGGCAAUAGGUGGCCUGCGUGCCAGAUGUGGCCCACAAGCAUGAAGCAUUUGGCCUGUGAGUUUGUUUCAACUAUAAUGAUUGAUAAUGAAAAAAUAAAAAAUAAAAUGCUUCUCUGGCGAACUUCAGUUUUCAAGCCUCCCCUGUCCCUCCGUCGUGCUCAGCGUGAACUUAGUUAUGCCCGUUCUUGUUUUUCUGCCUUUUAUUGGGCUGCCUAUCUCCUUAUAAGUGUUUACCUGCUUUGAGAUAAAAUGUUCUGAAAUUGGGUUCAACAACCCUCUGUGCUGGAGAGCUACUAGUCUGUAGCACUUUAUCCUAUUCACACUUCAUUUUUCAAAACAGAUUUUUUUUUGUGGCCUGCCACGUAAUAGCUUGGAAAAUAUCUGGCCUGCGGCUAAACUUAAUUGCCAACCCCUGAUUUAGAUACUGUUAUCCCGUGACUUUUGGUAUAUCUGUGUAUUUGUCACAGUCUUACAACAUGAUCCAGACAGCUUUAAUUGUCUCAGGGAACAGACUUUAAGGGUUAAAAAUAGACACCGUAAUCCUUUUUAAGAAGAACAUUAGUUAAAUGGUUGUGUUAAAUGCGAUACUCCUGUAGCUGUGUGCUUUUAUUUGUAGUAGUUGGAAUUGAUGCUUGUAAGGUGACUCAAAAAGAGAAACACAAAAAGAAAAUACUUUUUAAGUUAAUUAACAUUUAUUUUGUGUUGUUUUGUCCAUCUCUUAAUAUCUGGCCAUUAUUAGCUACAAACUGGAUGCUGGACUCCACCAUCCACAUAAAGAAUUUAAAAUAGCAUAGCAGCUUUUCUUUAGUGAUGUAAAACCAAUUUAAGUACAUAAGUUAUCUACACCGUCAGUCUACAGUAGUUUAGUCCUGUCCAUUCAGUGUUUUAGGGGGCUUCAUUGAAUAAGAUAAUACAAGAUACAGCAGUACAGAAGACAGGACAGAAGAUGUGUCAGAAAAUAUACUAAAUAUAUAUAAAAUAUAUAUUCUUUGAUGUUAACAAAUUAAAUCUUCUGGAAUAUAAUCAAGAGGAAGAUGAAUGAUCACAAUCAACAUUUUUGCACCAAAAGUGGCAUAACGUUACCCAAAAGCAGUGUGUAAGACUGGUGGAGGUGAACAUGUCAAGAUACAUUAAAACUAAUUAAAAAACAGGAUUAUUCAGCCAUUUCUCAUUUUCUGCAAAUAAAUGCUCUAAAUGACAAUAUUUUUAUUUGGAAUUUGGGACAAAGGUUGUCUGUAGUUUGUAGAAUAAAACAACAAUGUCCAUUUUACUCAAACAUAUACCUAUAAAUAGCAAAAUCAGAGAAACUGAUUCAGAAAAUGAAGUGCUUUCUUAAUUUUUUUCCAGAGAAAAGAAAUACAAUAGAAUAUAAAAAUACCAAAAAUAUAUAAAUCUAGAAAAGAUUACAGGAAACAUGGUGAUAGUAAAUACAUUGUAAAUAAAUAUUAAAUAAAUGGUGAUAAUGCACAUAGUGACUGUGAUUGGUAAAAAGACUCUGCUAUACGUGGUUAAUUUAGAUGCACACAGCAGAGCACUACAGCUAUAUAUUGCACAUAAUGAAUAAAUAGUAAUAAAUACAUAAGGAAUAUAUAAAAAGAUCUGUGUUAUCUUUGGAUGAGGCAUGAUAUACAGAAUAUUUCAGUUUUCAAGGCAUAACAACAAAUUAAAAUGGAGGAUGUGUGAAUAAUUUGAGUGAGAUUGAGAGAGAUGUGCUAUAUAAUAAUUUACAGUAGCAAACAUUGAAAUAUCAGUCACAGAUAGUGUAUAAAUGCACUGUAAAGAUAGCCUAUAUUAAAAAUCAGCCUAUAUGCAGCGGUGAGAGCUCCAGUUGAACAUAUCUCACGUGUUACAGGUUGUGAUACAUUUGUUUGAUUGCAGUCAUCUGGAAUUUACGUUGGCGUAUGUUGCAUGUUUGUUAUAGCCAGGGCUUUAUUAUGCAACAGAUUUAUUUUAAUGCAUACAAUACGAGCGCACUAGUAUAAAAGAAGAUUAGGAUUUUUGAUGCCUGUCCCAUAUCAUCUGGACCCAAUAGCUGCCCAAAUCCUUAGCUUUUAAAAUGGGCACAGGUCUCUGGUGAACUCCUGAUGUGCGCUUUGCAACAUUCAAAUGACGCAGACAUGUCUCUUUUUAUGUCUCUGAGGCCUGAGACAUUGUUGCAGUUUGAUUCAUCUCCAUCAUUCUGUUUUAUUCUAUCUGAGAAUAGCAGUACAGUUUAUCAUGUGAGGCAGUGAAUUUAAGUAGAAUGUAUUUAUCAGUGCAGAGGAUUUUAGCAUUUAGUCUCAGUUUAAUCGUUCUGAGAAAGAGAAAUAAAACACACUGCACCGACACAAAUGAUUCACACUUGUAAUCUUUACAUGUAUAUAAUGUUAUGCAGCUGUCUUUGAUCAUGUAUUUUAUAUUUACAUUAAGAUUAUACACUAUGUCAACAUGUAGGACAAUGUUUUUUUUUUCCUAGCAGGGAGAGGGACAGACAGCACACAUCUGCGUCAGACGUCUACGUAAUAAUGCACACAACCAUCUGGCUCAGUGAAACGCAGGGACAGUCAUGCCACUGUUCACUUGAUUUAAUAAUAGCUACAAAAGCCAUGCGCUACUGAUUCUCAGGGUUUGGCUUAUUGAAAACCUCAAGCUCCUCCUGUCAUGCUCCAAUCCACAAAAGCAGGGGAGACAGAAAAUUACCUUUUUUAUUUUUAUUAUUUCCAGCAUAUUUUCUUGACUUUCUUUAUACAAUGUGUUCCACCUGUACAAAAAUAUGUUGAGGUGAUUUUUAGGGUACAUUUUUAGAGAAAGAUAUUACAGACAAAAUGCUGUACAUUUUUUGUGCAAAGGUUGUUUUUUAUAUAGUGAAUGUAAUAUAUUUCUGUAAAAUCACAGAAAAUCACAGAGAUGUUU